AUGUUUGCUUUCCACAGUUUGAAUCUGAUGGCAGCUCUGUCUGAGAACCUGCUGACAGUCAACAUGUUACUGAGUGUCUUCUUUCUUCCAGCUACUUUGGCUGAUUGUGGUGUUGGUAUAAAACCAGGCCUCAGAAUCACUGCACCAAAGAAGAUUGAAGCUCUGAAUGGAUCUUGUUUGGAAAUCCCAUGUAUCUAUGAUACAGAAGGUACCAGAUAUGACAGCAGCAGAACUAUCUAUGGAGUUUGGAUGAAAGGUGCUCACAAUUUUGGCGAUGAUCCAAAGAUAGUUAUUUUCAACAGCAGUGGGUCAGUUAACACCUAUUCACUGAAUAUUACUGGAAACCUGAGAGAGAACAACUGCACCACUCUGUUUCCUGAUUUAAAGACCAGUUAUACAGACAGAUACUUCUUCAGGAUUGAGAACAAGCUGUUCAAAGCAACAGCUUGUGAUGAUCCUCUCAAUAUAACAGUUAAAGAUUCUCCGUGGAGUCCCAGCAUUAAUAUCCCUGUUGGUGAUCUGAAGGAGCAUCAGUCUGUCACUAUAAGCUGCUCAGCUGUGACUCCCUGUCCACACUCACCUCCUGAACUCACCUGGAAUCUCCAACAAGACUCUAAGAGACAAACAGAGAAAAACUCAGAUGGAACCUUUACAACUAAAAUCCAGGAGACCAUCACUUUGUCAGACACACAUGAUGGAUACAACAUCAGCUGUUCUGCCAGAUAUCCUGUGAAUGGAGGAAACAAGACAGCAGAGACAGAAGUGACUCUCAGUGUUUCAUAUGCUCCUAAAGACACCUCAGCAUCCAUCAGUCCAUCAGGUUUGGUGUCAGCAGGUAGCUGGGUGGAACUGAACUGCUCCAGCAGAGCCAAGCCUCCUGCCAGCUUCACCUGGUUCAGGAACAGCAAACAUGGAGCCAUUAAUGUAUCUGUGGGGCAGGUUUACAGCUUCAAUGUUACUGAGGGAGGAGAGUAUUACUGUGAGGCUACAAAUGAUCUGGGGACUCAGAGAUCAGCAGUGAUUCUACUUAAUACUGAAGGUUCUCCUUGGAGUCCCAGCAUUAAUAUCCCUGUUGGUGAUCUGAAGGAGCAUCAGUCUGUUACUAUAAGCUGCUCAGCUUUGACUCCCUGUCCACACUCACCUCCUGAACUCACCUGGAAUCUCCAACAAGACUCUGACAGACAAACAGAGAAAAACUCAGAUGGAACCUUUACAACUAAAAUCCAGGAGACCAUCACUCUGUCAGACACACAUGAUGGAUACAACAUCAGCUGUUCUGCCAGAUAUCCUGUGAAUGGAGGAAGCAAGACAGCAGAGACAGAAGUGACUCUCAGUGUUUCAUAUGCUCCUUAAGACACCUCAGCAUCCAUCAGUCCAUCAGGUUUGGUGUCAGCAGGUAGCUGGGUGGAGCUGAGCUGCUCCAGCAGAGCCAAGCCUCCUGCCAGCUACACCUGGUUCAGGAACAGCAAACAUGGAGCCAUUAAUGUAUCUGUGGGGCAGGUUUACAGCUUCAAUGUUACUGAGGGAGGAGAGUAUUACUGUGAGGCUACAAAUGAUCUGGGGACUCAGAGAUCGUCAGUGAUUCUACUUAAUACUGAAGUGCCAGGAGUCAGUCUCUGUGUUAUAUUGAAGAUCCUGGGGAUCAUAAUGCUCUGCAGUGCAGUCUGCAUCUUUCAGUGCUGGUUUAGAUUAUCCAACAAACAAGCAAAGAAGGACACAGAAGAAGCAGAUGAUGUCAACAGAGUGAUGGAGGUUCAGGCAUCAUGAACCUCAAGGGGACAAGUAGGAUGUAUAA
Molecule: messenger RNA, 1795 nt
Organism: Cyprinodon tularosa
Lineage: Eukaryota; Metazoa; Chordata; Actinopteri; Cyprinodontiformes; Cyprinodontidae
Product: sialic acid-binding Ig-like lectin 13
Exons: 9
Source: RefSeq, a predicted model, not a curated record